This is a messenger RNA of Pelodiscus sinensis (Chinese soft-shelled turtle), 1599 nucleotides long. Its product is annotated as aldo-keto reductase family 1 member B1-like. Gene Ontology annotation, molecular function: oxidoreductase activity. The record is from RefSeq and is a predicted model, not a curated record. NCBI's taxonomy places the organism in Eukaryota, Metazoa, Chordata, Testudines, Trionychidae.
CCUCCCCGCUUUCCCCGCCCGCUGCUGCUACCCGGAGACCAGCUGCUGGGGCGGAGCCUGGCUCUAUUAAAGGGGGGGUGGCGGCUGCUUCUUCUCCCCGGGCCGGGAGUCAGGGGGAGGUGGAGGAGCUGCUGCGAAGUCAUGGCGAGCUACGUGGCGCUGAACACCAAGGCCAAGAUGCCCAUCCUGGGGCUGGGCACCUGGAAGUCUCCACCAGGGAAAGUAAAGGAUGCAGUGAUGGCUGCCCUUGAUACUGGAUAUCGCCACAUCGACUGUGCCUACGUGUACCAGAAUGAGAAUGAAGUAGGGGAGGGGAUCCAGCAGAAAAUCAAAGAAGGGGUUGUGAAACGAGAGGACCUCUUUAUCGUCAGUAAGCUUUGGUCCACAUUCCAUGAGAAAUCACUGGUGAAGGGCGCAUGCCAGACUACCCUGGAUGCACUGAAACUGAACUACCUGGAUCUGUAUCUCAUUCACUGGCCUUUAGGAUUUAAGGCUGGAGAGCAGCAGUUUCCUACAGAUGAAAAAGGCAUGAUCAUACCCAGUGGCACAGAUUUUCUGGACACUUGGGAGGCUAUGGAAGAGCUGGUGGAUGCAGGUCUAGUGAAAGCCAUUGGAAUCUCCAACUUUAACCAUGAUCAGAUUGAAAGACUUUUGAACAAGCCUGGGUUAAAAUACAAGCCUGCCAACAAUCAGAUUGAGUGCCAUCCAUACCUUACCCAGGAGAAGCUGAUUAAGUAUUGCCAAUCCAAAGGGAUCUCUGUGACCGCAUACAGUCCUCUAGGCUCUCCUGACAGGCCAUGGGCUAAACCAGAGGACCCCUCUCUCUUGGAUGACGACAAGAUUAAGGAGAUUGCAGCCAAGCACAACAAAACCCCAGCUCAGGUUUUGAUCCGGUUCCAUAUCCAGAGAAAUGUGAUUGUGAUUCCUAAGUCCAUUACACCGCUUCGUAUCAAAGAGAACUUUAAGGUGUUUGAUUUUGAAUUGACUAAAGAGGAGAUGGAAACCAUCCUCACCUUUAAUAGGAACUGGAGAGCCUGUGCAUUCACCAUGUGCUCAAAUCACAAGGACUAUCCUUUCAAAGCUGAGUAUUAAACCUGGUGGUGUCUUGCCAUUCUUCUUGACCUGUGGGAAUGGAUCACUUCUAUUGUUACUUCUAAUUUGUUCAUUUGUCCCUGUAACUGUCUUUCACAAUUGCAGCUAUCCUUCUGUAGCCAAAAAUAGACAUGCAGUGUAAAUGCUCAAAGGAAAUUAUAUAAGGAGUCUGAAGAACCAAACUCUGGAUAUCAUUUUGACCUCAUUAAAUGGGAGUGUCUUUACCUACGUGGCUGGCUGGGAUUAAUUUCGGUUGAACAGAAAAUGCAGUAGUUCAAAUUCUCUGUUCACACGUUCAGAACAGGUUGGAGUAUGACUGAGGUUAGUCUCUGCUCCCCUUUGGAAGAGUCAAUUUAGUCCUUUUCUGUUAAAUUUCUGGUUUUGGAACACUCCUUUGCCUUUUACUCCAUGGUGAAGUGCCAGUUGUAUGGAUAUUUACUACUCUGUGAACCUUUUUUGCCAGUAGAAAACUGUUUUUGCUUGGAAUAAAACAUCAUCUGGUUCCUA